This is a messenger RNA of Macrosteles quadrilineatus (aster leafhopper), 5130 nucleotides long. RefSeq lists its product as uncharacterized. Bases 227 to 1636 code for a protein of 469 amino acids. The record is from RefSeq and is a predicted model, not a curated record. The transcript has 9 exons. Lineage: Eukaryota; Metazoa; Arthropoda; Insecta; Hemiptera; Cicadellidae.
UCAACUGGGCCGAGACGACCAAAAAGCUUUGUAAUUUUAUUUUGUUUAGCCUAGUCGGUCUUUCAAAUAAAUGAUUACAUAAGUCAAGAAGUUUGCAAUGUAAGCGUGGUUUUAUGUUGCGCAUCGUCUCUUGUAUUGAUCAGUGCUGUUGAAAUAAUUUUAACUCAAGAUAAGUCUUUUAAAUUUAGUGCUGUGAAUUUGUGAUAACCAAGUCCUUUGUUUACAAAUGAGUAGAUCUAGUUCACGCGAAGGGUCCAUAGGCUAUCAGUCCACUAGUUCUUCAAGAGAUCCCAUAUGGACAAGAGUGGCAAAUGAUCCAGCAGGGGACAGAACAUCUUAUGGAGAAUCUAUUGAAGCCCUUCCUCCUGAAAAACGUGAAAUAUCAACAGGACCAGAUGGUGGUCUCAAUGUCAUUUCCGCCGCAAUCUUUGUGGCAGGUGAGAUGGCAGGGAGUGGUAUCCUGGCCGUACCAAAGGCUGCUGUGGACUGCGGAUGGAUAGGUCUGGUGCUGGUGGUGGUGUUCUGUGUCAACGCUGCCUACGGAGGCACCAGACUAGGUCACUGCUGGGCCAUUCUAGAAGAAAGAUACCCAGAGUACCGAGGACAAACUCGCAACCCCUACCCGACCAUAGCCUACCGCGCUGUAGGACCAUGGGGCAGUAUGCUGGUUUCUGGCUGUCUACAGUUUACUCUGUUCGGAGCCGCCAUUGUGUAUCUGUUGAUGGCUGCAGAGAUAGUUCAAGAGUUACUGCAAGAUCUCAUCCCCCAGGUAAACUACUGCAUCUGGUUUCUCUUGUUUGCCAUUCUGAUAACUCCACCCAUGUGGCUGGGGUCUCCAAAAGACUUCUGGAUCGUCGGAGUAGGUGCGUUGCUGACUACGGCAAUCUCGUGUGUUCUUCUCUUCACACAGAUCGUGAUGGACGGACUUCGCCGCACAGAGCCAGUGCCUCAUAAGCCGCACUCCUUUCACGAGUUCUUCUUCUCCUUCGGCACUAUAUUGUUCGCCUAUGGUGGGGCGUCCACUUUCCCUACCAUUCAGAACGACAUGGUCCGACGGGACAAGUUCUCUGUGAGCGCAGUCAUCGGAUUUAUCGUGGUGCUGUGCCUGUACAUGCCUGUGGUGGUGGGGGGAUACUUCGUCUAUGGAGACAACAUCGAUGACAACAUCGUACAGUCAGUUAGUCGGGGGAUGUUUGUCUCGUUCGCCAACAUCCUGAUGGCCGUCCACCUCAUCCUGGCGUUCUUCAUUGUUGUCAACCCCGUUUGUCAACUCGUUGAGAACGUGUUUGAAGUGCCUCAUGAGUUCUGCUACAAGCGGUGUGUGACUCGCUCCCUGAUGGUGCUGCUCAUGGUGGUGGUGGGAGAAACUAUCCCCAAGUUUGGCAAGAUCCUUUCACUAGUCGGAGGGUCGACCAUCACACUCACUACGUUCGUGCUGCCACCGUUGUUCUACAUGCGGCUUUGCGACCAGAAGAACGUUGAGUGGCCCGAAAAGACUAUCCCUAUGCACAUGAGAGUGUACAUGUGGGAGCUGAUUAUCAUAGGGGUGGUGGGGGGAGCGUUUGCUACGUACAGCGCCGUUCAGUCGAUCUUCUCUGCGGACUCAAUCACCAAGCCAUGCUAUUGGCCGUACUAGCGAUCCCUCUUGCAACACAUUCUCAAUUCAACAAGAAUCGAGUGAGAUUUCUAGACUAUAUUAAGUAUAACAAUGAGUGGAGUGAGUUAAAAACUAAAUUAUUUUUAGAUCAAACAUCAGUAAAAGUCAAUCUUGAUCUGUUGGUCUAAUCAGUAUCAAUACUUAUUUUACUCAAAAACUCGUAAUUUGAUGGAAUUAUGUUUAUACUGAUUUUACACUUGAAAAAUGUAGAAAGAGAGUUUUUAUCUUGGUUCCGCGUCAAGCUUAUCGUAAUUGGUAAUGUUGAGGCGUAGGUACUAAUUGAAUUACAUGAUUAGUUCUAUACAAAAAACACUAUGCAGUAGUUCGCUCUCGAUAAUCGUACAAUACUUUUAUGUUCUGUUGUGCCAAUAAAUAUGAAUGUCACGGUUUGAAAACAGAAAACAAUUUCACAACGCAAUGAAAAGCAAAAAAUAUUCUUCAAGUAUAGUAACUAAAAUUUAAAAAGUGUAUUUGAAAUUCUUAUUUACUUUUGUUACAAAAAUUUAUCUGCAUAACAUAACAAGGUUUUACGUAAUUUCAUACCCGAGUCCCGAAACGGUAUGCUAACUUUGUUUUACUAAUAUAAAUUGUCAGCAGUAAUUUACUAAAUAAUAUCAAUGAUCUGUAUACUGGACAACCCCCAAACUUGACUACCUCUGAGUCCACAAAUUGGCGAGUUAAUGAGGUUUUACAUGCAAUUACACUGAUCAAUUUUAAUCAAAUAAGUAAGAAGGUCUAACAUAUAUACUGUUAUUUACUCACUCCGAUAUUUGUUAUGUAAUGGUUGCAUUUUCAAUUUUUUAAUUGAAACAUGUUAUUGUCGAUAAUUAAUUUAAGUCAGUAUUUAAUGCAUUGUCAUUUUAAAUGCAUGUGGUCUUGGUUUCAUGACAAAUAAUCAUACGCUCGUGAAUAUUGAAAAUAUAAGAAGUAUUUUAUAUUGUAAUAUUUAUUUUGUUUUUCUAUUUGAAUUAUACUAUUUUAGAACAAUAAGUAGGUAUGGUUUUAGUAUAACUGUGAUUUAAAGCUUUAGAAAUAUCUAAAAGAUGUUUGGCUUCAAAAGUUUAAAAAAAAAUACUUAAAUAAAUUAGUAUUGUCAGAUUUUACUUGGAACAAUACAUUAACUUUACAUUAUACUUUGUAUUUUCCACUUUUAAUCUAUGUUAAGAAAUACAUAGUGUUUCAAAAUGAAUAUAGUAUAAUAGAGUGAAAAUUCUUUACUGAGUGCUGUUGUUGCUGUUUUUUUAGCCAGGAUCAUUUAUUUAAAGACCAAUGAUCAGGGAUAGCUGGUCAAAUUUGAACUAUCUUUUCUCUGAAAUGAAUGCACAACCUUUUGAUUGGCAGAAGAGCACUGUAAUAACUUAUUAAUACAUUAUAAUAUAACUUCUCUAUGUAAAGCUUCAAAACAAUAUUCAUUUUGAAACACUGACGUAAAAAACCAUAAUGUGUGUUAAAGAAUUAUUGUUUUUAUGUUGUAAUCAAUGUAAUUAAUGAGUAACCUAUAUAAUGUGAUAUCUGUGAUAAUGCACUAUCUAGCAAAACUAUUCUCUGUUCAUUCUUGAUUGUAGCAAGGAAACAAAUAAUUUACAGCAGGCUACCAAUGGAGAAAUGUAUUUUUAUAUUUUAUAAUUUUGUGUUAUUGUUUGCAACACUGAGUACAAUUAGCCACUAGAAGCUUUGUAAGUUUUGCAUUAAUUUAUGUUAGAUAAUUUCAUGUAGUAUAUUUUUCCCACAAAUCUGCUUUUACUUCUAUUAUCAUAUCGUAUUAUCUCCCUCAAUAAUAAAUUGAACGAUUUUGAAAAAAAUGACUGCUUGAUUGCUAUUUAGUUCUGUAUCAACUCACUAGGAAAUUGUAUUUUUGUCUUUGUUACUUUUAUUAUCAGGGCCGUAUCUCCCUUGGCGGUUGCCAAAGGCCUCGGCCUGGGAAGGGAUAUCAUUAAGGGCUUUUUUUCUUUAAAAGUGAAUUUCACUGAUAACCUAUCAGGGGUUUGAUUUUUGAUCUGAGCUUUUAAUUCUGUGAUCAAUGAAAGCAUCUACUAAGGUUUCUGACAGAAAAUUUUACCACGAUCGCAAGAGACAAUGAUAAAACCUCCUUGACCGCAAAAGAUAUUCAUGAUUUUUGCUGCCACAGGAGACGUCCAUGAUUUUGCUGUAAUCUUGGGAGGCAAAGAUAAUGUCACUGCAAACUUGAAAAAAAAUCACGAUUUUCUCGUGACCUAAGAUUUCAUUAUCAAUUUCAUUUGUUUUUAAUUUUUUGCCGUGGUUGUAGAAGUCGUUUGGACUGAUUAUAGAAAUAAUGAAUAGUUUCCAAAGCACCCGACCCGACCUUUUUUGGCCUUAGAUCUGAACAUUUUGAAAGGUUUGUCCUACAGACCCCUAAUAUUAUUAUUAUAAAAUUAAAUGCAACUAUUUAAUUAGCUAGUCUCCUAGGCCUAUCGCUAAUCAGAUUGUCAAAAACCAUGGGUCGAGUUUAAGUAAUACUAUUUUUUAUUCUUAUCCCUCUCUAAGAAUCAGAAUAGAGGUGCCUCUCAGCUGGUGUGAGGUGCUGGGGGCCUCAUAGAUUCUACAUACGGCCCUGUCUAUUCUGCUGUGUACAGUUUAUGUCUCAUUGUUAUUUUUUCCUAUUUCUCUUGGUAUUUGAUCUAAUUUACUUCCAUAUUAGUUUAUCGGCUACUGAUGAAAACUACAUCCAAAUGCUUGUUGUUUCCAUAUGUUUCCAUUAAUUUAAACUAUAAAAAAAAGUAUAAAUUUUAUUAGUCAAAGAAUUUUCUAGGUAUAAAAGGUUUUGUUAUUAAACGUAAGAUAUUUUUUAAUUCCUUCAUAAAGUAUAAAAUAUAAAAUAAAGAGUAAGAAAAAGUCUAUAUUGACCGUUUUACAAAUAUAAUGAUUUUAAAAGAUUUUUCCAUAUUAUAGAGCUUUGUAUGACUUUUUUAAAACUACUUAGAAGUAGAAUGUUUGUAUUGUGGUUCUGGAAACUCUAAGUUUCUUGUUGUUACAACGUAAUGAAACUGAAUGCCUUACAAUGUGAUGAGUCAUUGGGUGGCCUUGAUCCAAGGUAUAUUUAGGGUUUAGGGUUGCUUAAAUUUAAUGAAUGAAUAAAGUUUAAGUAAAUGUUGGUAGUAAAUAUUUUAUGCUUUGUAAAAAGUAGAUUGUCCCCAAAGUAUAUAUGUUACUUUAAAAAAAAAUUUGCCAGUACAUCCCAAAACAGUUACUUGUUUUAUAAGUUGUACAUUUGAAAAUCUGAAUUAAAAUGUGAGUAUGUGCAAUUAGUUUACACUUUUUGACCUUUAUUACUUGUUUUAUAUUGUUUUAGUAAAAAUGGCAUUCCUUAAAGGCAAUUUUUAUGUAGAUUUUUAAGUUUAUGUCGGUUUUUAAGUUUGAGCACUUCAGUUUUAACUAAUUUUAAUAUUUUUGAUGUAUACUCUUAAAACUGCUCAGUGGUGUAUCACUGUUUAACCAAAUAAAUUAAAUGUUAU